Messenger RNA from Drosophila persimilis, 655 nucleotides. RefSeq lists its product as uncharacterized. Lineage: Eukaryota; Metazoa; Arthropoda; Insecta; Diptera; Drosophilidae. The transcript is spliced from 2 exons. The coding region runs from base 19 to 606 and encodes 195 amino acids. The record is from RefSeq and is a predicted model, not a curated record.
AGGCGCACCGGAACCUCAAUGGGCGUCAUCUAUAAGAUUCUUAAGCAGCAACGUGAGCAGCAGCACCGGGGUCUUACCAUGGACCUUAGCCUGAGCACGGCCACCAGGUGUAAGGUGCAGGCGGCCAUUAAGCAACGCCAGCAGCAGCGCCAACUUGAGAACCACCUGGAGCCAGAGCCAGAACAAGUUCGGAGCCAGGAGAGGGAUCACGACAAGGAAGAGCUUUCCGAGCAGCAGUUGCAGCAGCUCUGCCGCUUCCUGGCCGAGAAUGCGGCACGCAAAAAGCGCCAAAGCUUCAAGCUGAAAUACGAUAGCGAACUACCAGCGGAUCAUGUGAAAGUUCGGGAACACGAACAAGAGCGAGAAGGGGAACGGGAGCAGGUGGAACUCUCAUCGCCAGGCCAAGUCAUAGAGAUGGAUCUAAUCGAGCAGCUGCAUCAUGCCCACUUACCUUCCACAGCCACAGCUAGGAGUACUGCGUCCACGGCGCCACGUGACAGCAUCCUGCUGAAGAUACGCCACCAGAUCUUUGAGCGGAAGCGACAGCGCCAGCGGCAGCUGGCAGAGCUGGUGCAACAGCGACUGGUGGUGUGGCGCCCGUGGUAGGGCUCUUCUGCGAGUACAGUCCUGGCCAUAGCCAUAGCCAUAAGCGAGA